Molecule: messenger RNA, 1244 nt
Organism: Malus domestica (apple)
Lineage: Eukaryota; Viridiplantae; Streptophyta; Magnoliopsida; Rosales; Rosaceae
Product: phosphoribulokinase, chloroplastic-like
Molecular function (GO): kinase activity; ATP binding
Source: RefSeq, a predicted model, not a curated record
UCAGUCGACUUAAGUGCUCAGGAUGGCUCUCUUUAACCCCUUUAGGCCUUGGGCUCUUUGGUCUUUUCUUGGGCCUAUGCCAUUGGGUGAGCCUAAAAGCGCCCAACAUUACCCACAACCCACCUAUGAGCAACAACACAUUUUUAUCUCUCUACACCCUCAUCGUUUUUUUUCUUUUCUUUCUUUUCUGGCGAUCCAAACCCUAACGCAUGUAACCAUUGCUACUCUCCUUCUCUCUUUCUUGUUCUUGAGUUUGACUUUUAUCUAUAUAUUAAUUUGUUCUAUGUACUAGAUAUCUCCCUCUAUCGUUAUGGUACAAUUUGUAAAUAGGUCUGGGAAGGAAAGUAUUCCCGUUUAUUUAGUCUGUUUCCUUUAUAUCUUAUUCUCCAUCAAACUCUGAAAAUGGCGGAACAAUAUCUUCUUCUCCGUCCAAAUACCAAACCCUAUCUCAAUCAUCCUUCAACCACCCAAAGCCACCAAGAUGCCGAUAUCACAAAGGUAACCAUUUGCCAUCCUUCAUCUCUGUCCAAAUACCAAACCCUAUCUCAAUCAUCCUUCAACCACCCAAAGCCACCAAGAUGCCGAUAUCACAAAGGACUUUGAUUUUAGGCCAUGGCUUCAGAUUGGAUGAACAAACAAACGGCGGAGAUCUCGAGGUUUGCGGAUUCAAGAAUGAUAAGGCUGUUUGACUCCAACAUGCUCAUCAGCAACACCACGGCGGUGAUAUGCUUGGAUGAUUACCAUUCCCUAGACAUGACAUGGAGGAAGGAGAAAGAAGUGACGAUGCUAGACCCAAGAGCUACCUACUUCGAUCUUAUGUAUAAGCAGAUGAAGGCAAUCAAGGAAGGGAAGGCUGUUGAGAAGCCUAUUUACACAAUGUUUCUGGUCGCUUGGAUCCUCCUGAGCUCAUCAAGUUCCCCCAAGAUUCUUGUCAUUGAAGGUUUACGUGCAAUCUGCAUGCUGCAAUCAUUGAACUGGAUACCAAGAUCUAGAAUGAUAACUCAUUGACCAAAAAAUGAUGAAGAUUAUAACUCUAGUUGGCCACUUGCGUUGCAUAUAAUCCUUUUAAAGAUGUAGUACGUACAUUUAUUUACUAAACCGAAAUCAAUUGGAUGUAAACCAUGUUUUGGUGUCUCUUUAUUGACUUCUUAGUGUCUCUUGGGUUCUGAGUUUGAUUAAGACUUUGUAAUCAAUUCCAUGUGUGUAAGUUUAUAUUCACUAUGUUGUUCGUAAUCAUAGGUAUA